Messenger RNA from Hordeum vulgare subsp. vulgare (domesticated barley), 1419 nucleotides. Its product is annotated as S-type anion channel SLAH2-like. Gene Ontology annotation, biological process: intracellular monoatomic ion homeostasis; transmembrane transport. NCBI's taxonomy places the organism in Eukaryota, Viridiplantae, Streptophyta, Magnoliopsida, Poales, Poaceae. The record is from RefSeq and is a predicted model, not a curated record. Gene Ontology annotation, cellular component: membrane. The transcript has 3 exons. Gene Ontology annotation, molecular function: voltage-gated monoatomic anion channel activity. Bases 1 to 1419 code for a protein of 472 amino acids.
AUGGCGUCCAGGGACGGGGAGAGCAUCCAGAUGGCGACGGGGGUACUGGACGACGGGUCUCCGGGAGCGUUUGAGGCUCAAGAUGGGACGCCGUGCUCCGUCUUGUUAAGCAUGCCGGUCUCGCCGUCGGGGCUCCACCUCCCACAGUGCCGUCUCGAGCGGCAGCUCUCCAUCCUCCGUGGGGUGGUGCCGCCGGCGGACGACAUUGAGUGCGACGCCACGGCCAUGAUUUCCAUGGAGUGCAACACCGAAGAGGACAAUGACGACAUCCCCUCUGCCGACCGCUACUUCGCCGCCCUUGAAGGCCCUGAACUUGAGACCCUUCGGUCAACAGAGGUGGCGGUGCUGCCCAACGACGAGCCCUGGCCGUUCCUCCUCCGGUUCCCGAUCAGUGCGUUCGGAAUGUGCCUGGGCGUGAGCAGCCAGGCAAUGUUGUGGAAGACUCUUUCGUCAGAGCACUCCACGGGUUUCCUCGGCGUGCACCCCGCCGUCAACCACGUCCUCUGGUGGGCCUCCGUCGCCCUCACCGCCAUUGUAUCCACCACCUACCUCCUCAAGCUUCUGUUCUACUUCGAGGCCGUCCGCCGCGAGUUCCACCAUCCGGUCCGCGUCAACUUCUUUUUUGCGCCAUGGAUCACUUGCCUCUUCCUCGUCAAAGGUUUGCCCCGCCCAGAGAGGGAGAUCAACCACAUCGUCUGGUACAUCCUCAUGGCACCCAUCCUCUGCCUUGACCUCAAGAUCUACGGCCAAUGGAUGUCCAGCGGCGAGCGGCGGCUCUCCAAGGUGGCCAACCCGUCGAACCACCUCGCCGUCGUUGGCAACUUUGUGGGAGCACUACUCGGAGCCAAGAUGGGCCUCCGUGAGUUGCCCAUCUUUUUCUUUGCCGUCGGGCUCGCUCACUACCUCGUGCUCUUUGUUACCCUCUACCAGAGGCUUCCCACCAACGUGCAGCUCCCCAAGGAGCUCCAUCCAAUCUUCUUCUUCUUUGUCAGCGUACCGAGUGUCGCCUCUAUGGCCUGGGCGACGAUCUCCGGCGAGUUCAGCCACAGCUCGAAGCUUCUUUACUUCGUCUCACUAUUCCUCUACGGAUCCUUGGUGGUACGCAUCAACCUGUUCAGGGGGAUUCGCUUCUCAUUGACGUGGUGGGCCUACACGUUUCCUCUAACGAGCGCCGCGUUGGCCACUGUGUUGUAUGCAUCGGAGGCGGACAACAUGCUGACCCGAGCAUUGGCGGUCGGGCUGGCGGGGAUCGCCACGGUCACGGUCAUUGGAGUCAUGGUCAGCACCAUAUACCAUGCCUUCGUGAGUAAGGACCUCUUCCCCAACGAUGUGUCCAUCGCCAUCACGACGCGGAGGUCCAAGUUCAACCACAUCCUUGCACAUCUCCGCUCGUCCAGCCCCGAUGGGGGCGCCAUUUAG